UAUAAAUGCUCUAAUUCAUAAACCCACAAAUAUCAAAUGGUUUUGUAACGCUGAGACUAGCAGAGAAAUGCAAUUAAUGCUUAUUAUUAUUGUUGUUUUGUCCAGUCUGCAACUUGCAAGCUGUAAUUAUGAGGAGGCAGCUGUCCAAUGCAGAAGCAAUUGUCCAAUGUUGGACUUCAGAUACAUUGUGGACACACUCCUACAGCAACAGAGGGAACUCUGCAGAUAUCAGUGUCUGACCAAUUUCUCGGACGAUCUAGCAGAGACACUAAAAGGUCACAUUGAAGCCAUCAGUGCUUUACUUUUUCACCCCCCUUUGAACUACCACAACAGGAAGUACAUCAUCUCCAAGUUUCCUUACCAAAGUUCUGAAGAAGCCAUGACAUACUGCACAGCUUUUGGCGGCUACCUGGCAGAAGUCAGUGACGAAAACGAGUAUAGGGCGCUGCAGAAUUUCGUUUUGAAUACAUCGUCAGUAGACAUUGUGCUUAUCUCUGGAUCCGACGCCAUAACUGAAGGCGCCUGGAUAUUUCAGCGCACUGGUGGGCCAGUACCAUUUUUAGAUUUGAUUCCUGGACAGCCUGAUAAUUUGGGAGAGGAAGAUUGCUUAAAUUUAUGGAAACAGUACGGCGGUAAGAUGAAUGACCUGCCAUGUGGUUUCAGGAGUUCUCAAGACAGGUUUAUGUGUGAGCUACCUAGAUUUUACUAGCUGGCCUUUGAUGACCUCUACAAAUGUACCACAAUGUUUCUACUGUUAAAUUUCUCUGUUUAGAAGAACCAUCACUUACACAAAUUUAGCAUAAACAUGUUUUAGUUUUUGUACUAUAAAUUUUAUAAUUAAUAAAAAUGACAAAAUU
Messenger RNA from Biomphalaria glabrata, 857 nucleotides. RefSeq names its product mannose-binding protein-like. Bases 68 to 709 code for a protein of 213 amino acids. The record is from RefSeq and is a predicted model, not a curated record. The transcript is spliced from 2 exons. NCBI's taxonomy places the organism in Eukaryota, Metazoa, Mollusca, Gastropoda, Planorbidae.